Episyrphus balteatus (marmalade hoverfly) is the source of this 768-nucleotide messenger RNA. RefSeq names its product odorant receptor 74a-like. The record is from RefSeq and is a predicted model, not a curated record. Gene Ontology annotation, biological process: sensory perception of smell; detection of chemical stimulus involved in sensory perception of smell. Bases 1 to 768 code for a protein of 255 amino acids. The transcript has 5 exons. Gene Ontology annotation, molecular function: odorant binding; olfactory receptor activity. NCBI's taxonomy places the organism in Eukaryota, Metazoa, Arthropoda, Insecta, Diptera, Syrphidae. Gene Ontology annotation, cellular component: plasma membrane.
AUGGCAUCCACCAAAGAUACAUUCAAAAAGUUUUUAAAGGAAUUUUUUCUGUCUAUUUACAUCGAUGAAAAAACUAAUCCCAAAACAUGGAAACAAAUUCGACGUGGACUUAUUCCCACCACAGUAUAUUCGUACACUUACAUUCUGACCAUGGUAUCGUUCCAAAUCCUACCAAUUAUGAAUUUUUCCAAAAACCGAAGAAUUUUGCCAUACCCAAUUAGCCUUCAUUAUGAAGUGGAAAAGCCUACAUUGUAUGGUCUGACAUUGAUGUAUCUUUACUAUACAGGAUCCACUGUGACAUUUUUCUUAAUAGGAGAAGCAUAUCUAUUGGCAACCUUCAUAUUGCAUUUGAAUGCAAGAUAUUUGAUCCUUCAGGAAGACAUUCAACAAUGCAGUGGGGAAUUGCUGAAAAGACUUGGAAUUUCACCAACAAAAAAUAUUGCCUAUCUUUUUUGGAUGAUUGCUAAAAUAUCGGAGUUAACUUUAUUUGGAACAUUAGGUUCAACACUGAUUCAAACCAAUGGCAGAAUGAGUUCAGCAUAUUACUUAUCAAAUUGGGAAAAAAUCAUUAAUCAAUCUACAAAUUCUAAAGAAAAUAUCCUCCUUAUGAAGGACUUACAAAUUUGUAUGUCCUUGCAUCAAAAUUCUAAGCGUUUAACUGGAUAUAAAUUCUUUGAUGUUUCAUUGGAUACUGUGGUUAUGGUUCUAAAAGGAGCUUUUUCAUACUACACAUGUCUGCACACAAUUAAACAGACUAAAGAACACUAA